CCAUGUCAACAAGAGAACUACAUACACGGAUCCACGUCUUGCUUUCGCAGUGGAUGUUAUUGAAUCAAGGAAGGUUUCAGUAAGACAGAGGUUUGAUGCAAGCAGUACAACGGAUCAGGUGCUUAUGGGUUCAGACUUAACUGGAAAGGUUGCCAUUGUUACUGGUGCAAAUUCAGGAAUAGGGUUUGAAACAGCACGUGCGUUGGCAUGCCAUGGUGCACGAGUUGUGCUUGCAUGCAGAGAUUUAGAGAAGGCAAACAACGCUAUUUCCGAUAUUAAGAGCAGCAGAGAUGAUGUAAAAGUGAUUGCCAUUCAACUAGACUUGUGUUCACUUCAAAGCAUUCAAAACUUUGCUGAUGACUUUCUUAAACUUAAAUGGCCUCUUCACAUUCUCGUUCUAAACGCUGGUGUGUUUAUGUUGCCAUGGCAACUGACAGAGGAUGGAAUUGAGAGAACAUUCGCCGCUAAUCACGUGGGCCACUUUCGGCUAACACAACUCUUGCGCGACGUGCUGCUCCGUAGCGCCCCCGCCCGAGUGGUGGUCGUCUCAUCAGAGAGUCACAGAUUUCCAUCGGUCGUGGAGGAAGCAAUGAACCUUGAUAAGUUGUCACCAAGUGAAAACAACUUUCGUGGCAUGGCUCAAUACAACAGAACUAAACUAUGUAAUGUUUUGUUCAGUAACGAGCUUCAUCGACGCAUGGCUGGUCUGGGUGUGACAUGUAACUCCCUUCACCCAGGAAACAUGGUGUAUACCUCAAUCUCGGAUUCUUCAUAUCUAUUCAAGUUUUUCUUCUUUCUUGCAAGACCCUUUACCAAGAGCUUGAAACAAGCAGCCGCGUGUUCUGUUUUCGUCGCCACGGCCCCCGAGCUUGAAGGAAUAGGUGGCCUCUACUUUAACAACUGUUUCCGUUGCGAGCCGAGUGAGCCGGCCUCGGACCCCACCGCUGCUACUCGUCUUUGGACCAUUACCGAGGAUCUAAUAAACGAUCGUUUAGCUAAAACCGAAACGAAUAAAUCGUAAUUGUGACGUCAUUGAGAGAUAUUGUCAACCAAGGGCAAUACUUUUCGGUUCAGAUUUUAUUCGUUUAUAUAGUAGGUUGGGGGAAGAUAGUACACUUUUUCAUUUUAUUUUUCAUCCCGUUUGGUAGUAAAAAAGCAUUCAACGAAUUGUAAAACCGUUUUUUUUUUUCACAACUCCCACGAACCGUUGGUAAUUGUUUAAAACGCGAUCAUGAUACUUGGAUCUUAUGUGCUAAAGGUGUCCCAUCUUACCCCAGAGUACCAUAUUAUACGAAACAUAUAUAAUUGCUAUUAUGUUGUGUGUACGAAUAUUAAUAACAGUUCAAAUGUUCGGAACAAAAAAUGUAUUGGUUUAUAAAUUCCGUACUAGUUUAUUACUAAAGUUUACGGGUCAAAUAUAUCACGAUUUGUUUUUAUUGUAUAAGUUAUGGUAAAUAUGUUGUAUACAGUGGCUACAAACUAAAAUGUUUAUUGUAUAUUGCAGUAUCACGCACUAUACAUGGAACUACAAAAGCGCUGGGGAAACAUGGGACACAUUUUGAUUCUAUAGGGUUGGGAAACAUGGGACACCUUUUUAUUUUAUUUUCUUGUUCCAUUUGACAGAAAACAAAAAAAAAACGAAGAAUUAUAAAACCGUAUGCUCACGACUUCCAUAUAUCGUUGUUGAUUGUUUGAAACACGAUUAGGAAAUUUGGAUAUUAUGUGUUAAAGGUGUCCCAUCAUUUUCCAUUUUACUAUAUUAAAAGUAAUUUUCAGGGAAAAAAGGCUGUAUACGUGGCAAACACGCUUUGGCGAUUUUCGCGAUUCCGAAUAUAUUUUGCGUUACCGUGA
Messenger RNA from Ciona intestinalis (vase tunicate), 1851 nucleotides. Lineage: Eukaryota; Metazoa; Chordata; Ascidiacea; Phlebobranchia; Cionidae. The record is from RefSeq and is a predicted model, not a curated record.